Molecule: messenger RNA, 5746 nt
Organism: Coregonus clupeaformis (lake whitefish)
Lineage: Eukaryota; Metazoa; Chordata; Actinopteri; Salmoniformes; Salmonidae
Product: NACHT, LRR and PYD domains-containing protein 12
Exons: 11
Coding region: 1119-4988 (1289 amino acids)
Molecular function (GO): protein binding
Source: RefSeq, a predicted model, not a curated record
UAUUUUUUUCCUACAAAACGUUUUCACUUAUGUAGACACUGGUAUUGUGUUGGAGAUAGUGAAAAUGAGGUUGAAAAGUGAUGGAGUUGCCCUUUAAGUGAGAGCUGGGUCAUACACAUUAGUGCCUACAUAGAAAAACAUUUUGCAACGGAAAACUAAAACAAGUGCAGGCUGUCCCUCCCCGCUUUGGCCUGUUUGAAAAGAGGAAGAAUGGGGAAUUGUAGAGUUAAUGUGCUGGUCCUUGUGUUGUUACAUAACAUGUUUAUUUUUCCACAGUUUGCAACAACAAAAAAACAUUCCUGUCCUUGUUCUUUAUUUAGGUGUGGAAGCAGUGCAGAUAGUUCAACUGCAGAAUACAUUUUAAGAUUCAGAGAGGUCUGUUGUAUCCAAUAGUCUGAAUCAGUGCUAGUGCAAAGUCUUGGCUCCACCUCCUCCUGCUAACAGUUGUAAAUUGUUUUUUUCUCAGCUGUACAUAAAAGAAGAAAGGGAUCCAUUUUGAGACAACACAGCUGUGUGCUGUUGAAGGGUGACCUGUAGGACGUUUGGUUCCUCCUAUUGAAUACCACCCUGGUUGGAUCUAAGAAAUGUACAUCUUGAGACAAUGAAACAGAAUACACUGAUUUAUAGACAAGGAAAUAAGGGAAGUUAGAGAAUUCACGUGUUGGUCCUUGUGUUUGUUCACCGCGUGUUUUUCCCUCGAAGAAAAAAACGUACAGUUCCUCUAAUUCUUCCUUAUUUGGGCGUGGAAGCAGUGCAGAAAGUUGAACUGUUUCUGUGCACAAUCUAUUUUAAGAUUGAGAUAAGUCUGUUGUAGCUAAUAAGAUGGUGACUGAAGUGUGACACCAGACAGGCAGACACGUCGCUAGGACAACACGAUUAAGCAGAAGACAUAGCGUUCACAUCAUGCUACAGAACUGGAUCCCGGUUCCCGGUGUUUAUCCCUAUUUUACACAUACACUACCUGCCUCACUUGAAAAAACAACCUCCCCAACAUUUUAACAGGUGAUUGAAGACAGGAGCGAUCUCUUGAGAGAUCUCAAUCUCCCUAGACGACUUUGUUUUGGGGUCUUGUCAACAUGUUAUCUGCUAUUUUGUUUCGUAGUGUCUGAUGAUCUACAAUGGCCUCAUCUGUACCAGAGCUGCUUCUGGCCACUCUGAAUCAGCUGGCUGAUGAUGAGUUGAAGACAUUUAAAUGGUACCUGAAGCAACAUGACGGAUUUAUAUCUCAGAUGGGCUUAUAUCCCAUUUCAAAGAGUCAGUUAGAGAAAACUGACAGAGAGGACACAGUGGAUAAGAUGACAGAGACCUACGGUUAUGUGGACACACUGAAGAUCUCACUGGAGAUACUGAGGAGGAUUAACCACAACAAUCUUGCAGAGAAGUUAAAGACUGACUAUGAAAUAGGUCCGCAGUCUGGGACGGGUCCUGAUCAGCCCCAAGCGUCAGCAGCAGUAUCAGCAGACACACCACCCACACACAGCCUGAACACAAGCACCUCAACACCAAGGGUCUACCCUGACACCAACCAACCAUACCACGAGACUACACAGGAGUGGAAACUUCCAGGCUCAACAACAGAUGGGUCUGCAUACCAUUGGAAACUCAAGUCUUACCUGAAAGAUGCCUACACAAAUAUAUUUGAGGGGAUACCUGAGGCAGGAAAUUCAGUACAUCUAAAUGAGAUCUACACAGAGCUCUACAUCACAGAGGGUGGAAGAGGAGAGGUCAUAACUGGACAUGAGGUGAGGCAUAUUGAGACAACAACCAGGAGACCAGCAAGACCAGAGACAUCAAUCAAAUGCAAUGACAUCUUUAAACCCUCAACUGGACGAGGCAAACGUAUCAGAACUGUGCUGACAAAGGGAGUCGCUGGCAUUGGAAAAACAGUCUCUGUGCAGAAGUUCAUUCUGGACUGGGCUAGAGGAAACGCAAAUCAAGAUAUUCAUUUCAUUUUCCCACUCCCUUUUCCAGAGCUGAAUUUAAUGAAAAAGGAACAGCAUAGCUUCGUUGGCAUUGUAGAUCAUUUUUUUGUAGGCGUGAAAGAAUCAGGAAUUUUCAAGAAUGACAAUUUCAAAUUUCUGUUUGUCUUUGAUGGUCUGGAUGAGUGCCGACUGCCCCUAGACUUUGAAAAUAACAAGAGUUGCCGUGAUGUAACAAAGUCAACCUCAGUGGACGUGCUGCUGACAAACCUCAUCCACAGGAAGCUGCUUCCCUCUGCUCUCCUCUGGAUAACCUCCCGACCUGCAGCAGCCAAUCAGAUCCCUCCUGAAUGUGUUGACCAGGUGACAGAGGUACGAGGGUUUAACGAUCCACAGAAGGAGGAGUAUUUCAGGAAGAGAUUCAGUGAUGAUGAGGACGUGGCCAGCAAAAUAAUCACUCACAUAAAGACGUCAAGGAGCCUCCACAUCAUGUGCCACAUUCCAGUCUUCUGUUGGAUUUCUGCCACAAUUCUUGAAGACCUGUUGUCUGGAAAGAAGACAGGAGAGAUACCCAAGAACCUGACUGAGAUGUACUCACAAUUCUUUGUAUUUCAGUCCAAACAGAAGAAUAGGAAGUAUCAUGGAAAUGCAGCGUCACACUGGAAUAAAAAGAUUAUCAUGAAAAUGGGUAAGCUGGCUUUUCAACAGCUUCAAAAUGGCAACCUGAUCUUCUACGAGUCAGACCUGAAAGAGUGUAGCAUUGAUGUCACUGAAGCCUCAGUGUACUCAGGAGUGUGCACACAGAUCUUUAGACAGGAGACUAGGAUUUCCAAGGAGAAGGUGUACUGCUUUGUGCAUCUCAGCAUACAGGAGUUUCUUGCUGCUGUAUACGUCUUUCUCUCAUUCAACAACAGAAAUCUAAAUCUAUUGUCUAAGACACUGUCAACCCCCCGAAGGCUUCUCACGCAGUUCAGGACAAUAUCUACAAUUGAAGUCCACAAGCGUGCAGUGGACAAGGCCUUACAGAGUAAGAAUGGACACCUGGACUUGUUCCUCCGUUUCCUUCUGGGCCUCUCACUGGAGUCCAAUCAGAUUCUCUUACGAGGCCUACUGAACGAAAGAACAAGAAGAUUAGAGGACAAUGAGGAAACAGUCAAGUACAUCAAGGAGAAGAUCAGGAAGAAUCCCUCUCCAGAGAGGUGCAUCAAUCUGUUCCACUGUCUGAAUGAACUGAAUGAUAAUUCUCUAGUGGAGGAGAUCCAAAGAUACCUGAAUUCAGGAAAUCUGUCCAAAACCAACCUGUCACCUGCACAGUGGUCAGCUCUGGUCUUUGUGUUGCUGACUUCAGAAAAGGAGCUGGAUGUGUUUGACCUGAAGAAAUACUCCAGAUCAGAGGAAGGUCUUCUGAGGAUGCUGCCAGUGGUCAAAGCCUCCAAAACCGCUCUGCUUAGUGGGUGUAACCUCACUGUGAAAUGCUGUGAAGCCUUGGCCUCAGCUCUUUACACAACCUUUAAACAACACCUGAGAGAGCUGGACCUGAGUGACAAUGACCUGCAGGAUUCAGGAGUAAAGCUGCUUUCUGCUGGACUGGAGAAUCCACAGUGUAAACUGGAGACUCUGAGGCUGUCAGGCUGUCAGGUCACAGAGGAAGGCUGUGCUUCUCUGGUCUCAGCAAUGAGGUUAAACCCCUCCCACCUGAGAGAGUUGGACCUGAGUGACAAUGACCUGCAGGAUUCAGGAGUGAAGCUGCUCUCUGCUGGACUGGGGAAUCCACACUAUGAACUGAAGACACUGAGGCUUCUUAGAUGCAACAUCACAGAGAAAAGUUGUGAAUUUUUUGCUUCAAAUCUCAACUCCUCAAACCUGAAAGAGCUGGAUGUGAGUGAAAACAACCUGCAGGAUUCAGGAGUGAAGCUGCUCUCUGCUGGACUGGGGAAUCCCCACUGUAAACUGGAGACACUGAGAGUUAGAGGAUGUAACCUCACAGAGAAAAGCUGUGAAUUUCUGGCCUCAAAUCCCAACCCCUCCCACCUGAGAGAGUUGGACCUGAGUGACAACAACCUGAAGGAUUCAGGCGUGAAGCUGCUCUCUGCUGGACUGGGGAAUCCCCACUGUAAACUGGAGACUCUGAGGCUGUCAGGCUGUCUGGUCACAGAGGAAGGCUGUGCUUCUCUGGUAGCAGCAAUGAGGUUAAACCCCUCCCACCUGAGAGAGUUGGACCUGAGUGACAAUGACCUGAAGGAUUCAGGAGUGAAGCUGCUCUCUGCUGGACUGGAGAAUCCACACUGUAAACUGGAGACACUGAGGCUGUCAGGCUGUCUAGUCACAGAGGAAGGCUGUGCUUCUCUGGUCUCAGCUCUGAAGUCAAACCCCUCACACCUGAGAGAGCUGGACCUGAGCUACAAUCACCCAGGAGACUCAGGAGUCAGACUGCUCUCUGCUGGACUGGAGGAUCCACACUGCAGACUGGAGAACCUUGACAUUGAAAAUGGUGAAAAGUGCAGAAUCAUACCAGGGCUGAAGAAAUAUGCCUGUGAUGUCACACUGGACCCAAACACAGCAUACAGAUACCUCUCUCUGUCUGAGGAGAACAGGAAGGUGACUGGGGGGAAAGAGGAUCAGAUGUAUCCUGAUCACCCAGAGAGAUUUAACUACUGGGACCAGAUUCUGUGUAGAGAGGGUCUGACUGGGCGCUGUUACUGGGAGGUAGAGUGGAGUGGGAGGGGUCGUAUAGGAGUGGCAUAUAAAGGAAUCAGCAGGAGAGGAUACAGUAAUGACUGUGUGCUGGGAGCCAAUAACAUGUCUUGGACUCUAUGGACCUCUAAUAACAGUUACUCUGCCUGGCACAAUAACAAGGAAACUAACAUACCUGUUCCAUCCCCCCACUCCAACAGAGUAGGAGUGUAUCUGGACUGGCCAGCCGGCACUCUGUCCUUCUACAGAGUCUCCUCUGACACACUGACCCACCUGUACACAUUCCACACCACAUUCACUGAGCCCCUCUACCCAGGGUUUUGGGUUUGGACAGACUCCUCAGUGUCCCUGUGUCAGGUAAAACCUUUUCAUUAGGAAAGCUGGGAUCUUGUUGUUAUUGACUGAUGUUUGUAAAUAAUGAUGUUUUGUAGAAUGUUUAUUUUGUCAAAUUGUUGAUGUGACAACCUAGCUUCUGUUUGAAUUCGGUUCCACUGAAUGGGACGUUCCUGGUUCAAAUUGAGUCACAUAAAGACAAAUAAAGCUGUUGUUUUAAAACACAUUAAAGAUGUUUGCUUUUUUUAUCCUAUGAAAGAAGAAUGGGCUGUUAAUUAAAUGUAGUGUUUUGGUGGAAAACCUCUCUGUCAGAAACCUACACAACGCUCACAGCCCUCUCCAUUGUUGUAGACAGGGCAAACAGGACCAUGUGAUAAGGAAACGCUCACAGCCCUCUCCAUUGUUGUAGACAGGGCAAACAGGACCAUGUGAUAAGGAACACCAAAAACUCCAGAGGAAUUAAUUAAAAUGUGAUCCUGGUUUAUUUUAGGAUACAUAAAGAGGAUGCUUCAUAGACAACAAUAAUUAGAGAUCAUCUGCAAUAAACCUUUAACCUCACAGAACAAUGUAAACCAACAUAGCAAUGCUUCUACUAUUGUUAAUGGUUAACAGGAAAUCAACGAUACACAGUUCUCUAUACAAUACUGACUGGGCUGGUUAACAAGACAGGUAUCAUCCUCACUGUAAUCCUCAUCCCCUUCAUCAUGGCCAUAUUAUAGAGCCUCUACAGUGCUAAUGGUGGAGCCUAAGCUACUCCUUCCUGUUACUGCUGCUAUAAAAAAAAAAAAAAAACAGGCAUU